Sardina pilchardus (European sardine) is the source of this 1487-nucleotide messenger RNA. RefSeq names its product major histocompatibility complex class I-related gene protein-like. Gene Ontology annotation, biological process: immune response. The transcript is spliced from 5 exons. Bases 49 to 1086 code for a protein of 345 amino acids. The record is from RefSeq and is a predicted model, not a curated record. Gene Ontology annotation, cellular component: external side of plasma membrane. Lineage: Eukaryota; Metazoa; Chordata; Actinopteri; Clupeiformes; Clupeidae.
UACUCUGCUCCAUUAAAGUGUAGAUCUGGGGGGCAGAAAACCCUCAAAAUGGUCGUCUCUCCACUCAUAGGAUCUCACAUUUUAUUUGCUUUGUCAACAUACAUCAUUGGAUAUACACCGUUUCCAGAGUACAGUGUGGUGGUGGCAUUGAAUGACAUCCAGCUGAUGUACUAUGAUUCAAACGUGAAGAUCAUCUAUAGAAAUUAUAAAUCUGAACAUGAAGAACAAGAACAAAAGAAUGCUGACCAUGUAUUUAAAUGGGACUACGACGCUUUGAAAGACAUGGCUUUGUUUGCAAGAAGCCGGAGAAACAUCACACAAGGAGUGCUUGUUGUCCAGAGGUUAUCUAGCUGUGAAUUGCUUGAUGAGACUGUGGGUGCAGUAGGAGCCGGGGAUGCUUUGGAGGGAGUGACUGAAGAGGAACUCACCUUUAACGCACAGAACAACACUCUGAGUGUUGAAUCAGAAGGUCUAUGGAGGGACCUGUGGGACCAGCAGAGAAGAGAUCAUCUUCAAAUGCUGAUUACGAAACAUUACCUCCCUAUAUGCAUUACAACUCUCAAGAAUGUUCUGCGCACAAAGAGAAAGGAGAUGGUAGCAGUGAGACCUUCAGUGGAAUUCCUCCAGAAUACACUUCCAGACUCUAGUGGGGCCAAAGUGACCUGCCUGGCCACUGGUUUCUACCCGCGUCACUCUAACCUGACCCUGCUCAGAGACGGCCAGUCUAUGUCUGACCACCAGGUCACUGGGGGGGAGCUGCUACCUAAUGGAGAUGAGACGUACCAGAUGAGGAAGAGCCUGGAGGUCAGCGCAGAGGAACUAAGAGAGAAACACCAGUACUCCUGUAUGAGUGAACACACCCUUGACAAACUGACCAUUCAUUUAGUGCCUGGCUGUACACCCUUUAUGGAGUUGGUGUUGAUCUGUGGGACUGCUCUGAUGGUGUUCAUCAGUGUGGCCGGAGCCAUUACUGCCUUCACCGUACACAGGAGGAGACGCACGAACGGACUCAGUGGGCCCAGACCCUCCCCCGACCAGACCGGAGUCCCCCUACGGAGGGAGGCAAGGGGAGCUGGAGGCAACUGAGGGGGUCCCGAUCCCAGCCCACGGUGUCCAGCCCACAGAGGGGAGGGGGCCACAAGCACCCCACUAGCAGCAGAGGCGACAUAACCGUCCCACUAUCAACAGGAGAGGGGGCCACAACCAUCCCACUAGCAGCAGAGGCGACAUAACCAUCCCAGUGUCCUAACAGGAGAGGCGACAUAACCGUCCCACUAGCAGCAGAGGCGACAUAACCGUCCCACUAGCAGCAGAGGCGACAUAACCGUCCCACUAACAGGAGAGGCGACAUAACCGUCCCACUAGCAGCAGAGGCGACAUAACCGUCCCACUAGCAGCAGAGGUGACAUAACCGUCCCAGUGUCCUAACAGGAGAGGGUACCAUAACCAUCCCAUCCAUGCCAGUGUCCUGGAGAUACCAGAGGAGA